Messenger RNA from Porites lobata, 606 nucleotides. Lineage: Eukaryota; Metazoa; Cnidaria; Anthozoa; Scleractinia; Poritidae. The record is from the annotation of a GenBank genome assembly.
GCUCAAAUCCAAGACCGAUCCAGCGCUCCUUCAUCCCCAUGUGUGGCUCAGAAUCAACCCAUGCAAAAUUUCUCUUUCAUUGGCAAGCCUAUUUCUGCUGAAUGCUUCUGCAAACAAUCAAUAGAGUCUGAUCAACUAAGAAUGUGCGCUGCUUGGAAGCUUUCAUGCAAGCCUUUUCAAGAAACCUCGGACAUCAAAAUCUUCACUAAAUAUAGCAAGGAGAUGUUGAUGAGCCUUAGUCAAGCCGUAAACUCGAAAAGCUGUGAAGAGUACACACAAAACAUCAUUCACGGUAUCUAUGGAAGUACAAAACUAAACUUUUCAACUCUGCAAGAGGCAAUUUCCUAUUCCAUUAACUGGGAUUUCUGUGAGGAUAUGCAUAUAAGAAAUAACACAGGCUGUAACUACACCAUAGUUCAAGCUACAGGCCAGAACAACUCCGUGGCUACACGUCGCGAGCUGUUCUAUUUUGUACCUUCAUUCACGAGUAACUCCCAGCACUUGCGCCUUGGGAAUUUCUAUCGCCUGAAUUUCGAAAAAUACAACGGCACUAUUGCUAACGUUUGCGUUUCAGCUCUCGAUAAUUCUCUUUCUCCAUCAAAAACA